CUGUACAGGAGAGCACACUGUGGGGGAGAGAAAAGUGUUUUCAGUUGCCUAUGUAGCAGAGUCUGUGUGCGUGUAGUGUUUGUGAUUGCGCAUGAGAGAGAGAGAGAGAACCGUUUUUGGUGUGGCUUGAGGCAGAGAGCGCGUGAGUAAGAAGAGUGUGAGGGCGGGAAAACACUCGGGAUUCCUUAAAAGUCGAUUUCUGACUGGUUGUAAUUUCAAGUUGCAGAUGCCGACAGAUGCGCUCAAAGACAGUAUCAGUAUCGAGGAAACACUGGUGAAGUGUGAUAGUAUGACUCUGUCCAGUGCACCGCCUUUACGCAGAGGAAGUACCCCUCUGCCAAUCAAACACCAGCUCAGACGGGAAGAAGCAGUUCAUGAUGAUUGUGAUUGGACAUCAGGGUUGGCUGGACCUUCUCCUCCUCCAAUCAGUUUCAGCCUGGCGAAGGAUGAGACCAUCACCUCAGCGGUAGAGGGGAGACCCCCCUCUGAAGGGCCCUUUCGAAUUGCCCUGCUGGGUCAGAAUGGGGUGGGCAAGUCAUGCCUUGCUAUCGCCUUGGCUGGGGAUUUGGAUCGAACUGCAUCUGUGGAUUCUGAAGGGGAGGGCUAUGUGCACACUGUUACCGUGGACGACGAGGACUGCACCAUCCUUAUCUACGACAACUGGAGGAAGGACCUGUCUGAUCUCCAGUGUGAGGUGUGUGUCCUGGUGUUCUCUGUGACGGACAGGCGGAGUUUCCACCGCACCGCCCAACUCCGCCUCCUCCUCAGGGAGACGCAACCGCAAACUCCCAUCAUCCUCGUGGGCAACAAGAGCGACCUGGUCCGUUCACGUGAGGUCAGCACUCAAGAGGCCCUCACCAGCGCUUCUCUGUUUGACUGUCUAUAUGUAGAGAUGUCAGCUUCUCUGGAUCACCGCACGGCAGAGCUCCUGGAGUAUGCUGUGAGGUUAGCCAGGGGCCUCAGCCCGGUGCCUCCAGGGGCCUGUGGGCACGACAUGGCUGGCGGCCGGGAGAGCAUCACCCACCGUGCCAAGCGUUUCCUCACUAGCCUGGUCCCACGCUACCCCCGCGAGAGGGAACGAGAGGGGGGCAAGUUCUUUAGACAAAAGUCCCGGUCCUGCCAUGACCUGGGUGCCCUGUGAUCAGGGAUGAUGGAAGGGAUAGAAAGAGAGAGGGUUGGCUAGAAAGAGAGAGGGUUGGCUAGAAAGAGAGAGGGGUGGCUAGAAAGAGAGAGGGGUGGCUAGAAAGAGAGGGGUGGCUAGAAAGAGAUAGGGGUGACUAGAAAGAGAGGGGUGGCUAGAAAGAGAGAGGGGUGGCCAGAAAGAGAGAGUGGUGGCUAGAAAGAGAGAGGGGUGGCCAGAAAGAGAGAGGGGUGGCCAGAAAGAGAGGGGUGGCUAGAAAGAGAGCAAGAGGGAAAUAAGAUGUAAGUAAUCACAAAAUAGAGAUGAUUCGAAGAGGUAAAUUAUGGUGACGAGAAAAGUGAGUGUCAAUGUGUGAGUGUAAAAGUGAGUGAUGGGAAGAGGACAGUUGUAGGGGAUGACACAUGCAUAAAGCAGAGAAGAGCAGGAAGAGAGAAUUGCAUUAAAGAAGAGAUGGAUGUAUCUGGGUUUAUUUGUGUAAAAAUGUUGUACUAGAGAACCAUAGGUGAUAGAUAGAAAACCAUUCAUUAGCUAAACACCUGUAAAUACAACACAAAGCAUCAUACUGUAGUGGCGGAAUUGAUUAUCCACCUCUAUUCCCAUGUGAUUUCAUUGAGGAUCAAAUAAAAUAGUUAUAGAAGUCAUGAGAAAGGAAGGUGACUCUUUUAUCUA
Molecule: messenger RNA, 1810 nt
Organism: Oncorhynchus keta (chum salmon)
Lineage: Eukaryota; Metazoa; Chordata; Actinopteri; Salmoniformes; Salmonidae
Product: GTP-binding protein REM 2-like
Exons: 5
Coding region: 227-1141 (304 amino acids)
Cellular component (GO): plasma membrane
Molecular function (GO): GTP binding; GTPase activity; calcium channel regulator activity
Source: RefSeq, a predicted model, not a curated record